AUGUCUUACAACUACAGUUCUGGAAACUUCUCCUCCUGCUCUCCGGGAGCUUGCUUCGGGAACCCAGCUUCCAGCUAUGAGUCUUUGUAUCCCAGCAAUGUAGCCUACCAGAUGGGCCCUUCUCCCUACGGAGGCUGUCAGGAGAGCUUCUUUGAGGCAGCCAACUUCCAGCCGUCCUACUCUGGCACCAGAAGCUUCCCAGCAUCCUGCUUCCGCCGGAAGAAUUCCAUCCUCUACAGUCCCUGUCAAUCAAAUUGCGCUGGACCUGUUGCAUGGGGGAAUGCUGGCUAUGGAUCCUGCGGCUAUGGAAACUCUGGCUUCCAAUCUCCAGGAUUUGGGUCCAGCUUCUGCCGCCCAAGCCCAACGUUCUUUUCUUCCAGGAGUGGCCAGCCAACUUGCUACCAACCAUCCUUUGGAACUCCCUGUUUUGGAUCCACCUACUGA
This is a messenger RNA of Sorex araneus (European shrew), 444 nucleotides long. RefSeq names its product keratin-associated protein 15-1. Bases 1 to 444 code for a protein of 147 amino acids. The record is from RefSeq and is a predicted model, not a curated record. NCBI's taxonomy places the organism in Eukaryota, Metazoa, Chordata, Mammalia, Eulipotyphla, Soricidae. The transcript has a single exon.